CACGAUCUUACAGGAUAACCUUACAGUAUAUGGGAAUACUGCGCGUGUUGUCAGUAGAACUAUGGCCGACGUGUUAUUAAAUGAUUCCAUCACAUGAAGCUAACGUGACGCUAACGUUUGUCUGUCCACGACUAGCUCGCUGCUAGUUAGCAUAGCAUUUGACCGUCCCGGUAGCUUGCUAGCUAGCGUUAGCCAACCGGCAUAUUAACCGGCCAAGUCAUGUCAAUAUUGUGGAUAAAAGGCGAGCUUAUCGAGAGGACAUUUGCUCUUUGGGCCUAAGCGCCCAUCUGGGGGAAAUAAUGCACCUUUGCAAUGGAAAUCGGAGCUCAGUUGAUGCCUCCGAGGUUAAUAACGGACGACGUCGGAUUCAGUUGCGUUUAAGAACUGUUGCAUUUCACGUGUAAGUAAUAAAAGUAAGAUUUCUCACGCCAAAAUGGAGCCUGUCCACUAACCGUGUGUCGAUCACAUUCAUAUUGUCAGUCUACGUGAUAACGUCCCCUUAUUAUCAUCAUCACAUCGUAUUUACAUCGCAUUGUUCGAAUCUGAUCAAAGUCGAUCCAUCUACAAUAGGAACUCAUGGGCUUUUUAGAUUUUCCUCCUCAGUUUUUCUCUCCCAUACUGGAAGAGAAGAACAGUUGUAGAACCAGUUUGUUCUUGACUGGUUAAUUCAAUCUUAGCUGCCACUGCCGGCCGGUUGGCCGGCCGCUCCGUCCUUAUUAUAAGCUUGUGGUCUUCUGCAUGCCAUGUGCUAGUCGAGUCUUUGAAAUGUCAUUGCAGUCGUGCCAAAGCCAAAGAUUUACUUCCCCAUGAGAAUCCUUGUCAUGCAAUUGCUAUCAUGUCACAUAUGAAGCCCAAAUCCCAACGUUCUCGAGGGGGACGAGAACCGCAGCCGGAGUUUGGAUUUCCCUUUCAACCAUUUGAAGGCUGGUCGUCCAUGGGACUUUGCAGCCUUGCUGCAGGUCAUGGUGACGUACUGAGCAGGGUUGUGUGCUGAAUGGCUGUCAGCAGAGGGGGCCUUCUGGCCUUCUGGGUGGGCUGCGUCCGCAUCCACGGCAGAAGGCAGCCCAUCACCGAGCACAUCAGGAGUAGUCGUAGUCAGCCGAUCGAUUUGCAGCGCCUCUGCCCAAGCCGUCCUCUCAGCAGUGCGUCAUGGGCCCUGGCGUCGCCCAAUUGCACGAGAUGUCAGCAAGCGGUUGUGUCGCAUCAUCAUCACGUCAGCUGGCCGCAGGGGGCCGCUUACCUGGACGACCACUGGGAGGAAGCGCUCGGCCUGUGCGUGCUGGUGCGGCCCAGUGAGUGGAGCGGCCUACGCACGGUGGUGGAGAUCCCCCUCUUUGGUCAGACAAGAGCAGCAGAGGUUCCGGGAAGUCACGAGUCCACCGACUUUUCCUUCCUAUUGACAACGGUGGACGGCAGCAGAGAGGAUGACAUCAGCAUCGGCGGCGGCGGCAGCAGCUUGAGGAGAAGCGGCGCGCACGGCCCAAAUCGACAGCACAGCUGUUUCGGGAGCCUCUUUGAAGCCGAGAGUUGCCCGGCGCCCUUCGUGUACGGCUCGCGCUUUUACUGUUUCCAUUCCCCGGGAACAGACGCCACGGCCGGCGGCAGCCCCAACUCUCGGCAGGCUAUUGGAUCGGAGAGAAACAAGAUGGAGGGGUUUCCCUGUCAUCCCGACCCUGCGUAUAGUCGGGAUGUAAGAACAGAGGGCUCGCAAAAUGAAGGAGACAAUGAAGGAGAGCGAAAGCUGGCCGUGGCAUAUGACAGACUAAGGACGGAGCUUCCAAAUUUCUUCCGUAAGAAUCACGACUAUACCAUGUACUCCCGUGACGUUGAAUUCAUCAACGGACUUGUCAACACCAAGACCAGGGGACGUGCCAUCUACCGACUCAGCACUUCGCUGUGGCGCCUGCUGUGUCUGUUCUAUUUCAUUGACGUCCGGCUGGAGGUGCUGAAACUGACCAAGCACGUGGAAGACGGGACCAUUAAGGCUCGCUGGAGGCUCCGGGGCCUUCCCUUCCUGACACUGAUGCUUCGCUUCUACCGCAAAGACAAAUCACACCUGUACAGCUCCUACGACGCUUUCUCCACAUUCUACAUAGGACGCGAUGGACUCAUCCAUUGUCAUCAAGUUGAAAAGGUGAUGCCAGCUCAGCCCCCGGCCCUGCCCAGAGUCACGUCCCUCCUGGCCAGCGCUUUAGUAGCUCUGGGGGUGGAGGAAAACCGACCCGCCCUCAAUCUGCUGCCCUCCCUCUUGUCAUCACUGCGGCAGCUCCGAGAAUGACGGACGCACGGCGCUUGGAGCCAAAUCAUGUCACGCUGAAGGUCCGCAAGACUCUUUCUUUGGCAUUAUAGCAACAAGAGCUGUAGCACAACCCGUGAUCUCCUUGCUUUAUCACUUAGUACACUUACUAACUGACCGAGUGUUGUGAAAAUGCUACAACAUGCAACUUUGGUUUACCAUCGCCAAGUUCAUUGUUGAUGGAUGGAGAUGCACUGGAAGGAUGUUGAAUUGGGUCUUCUUCCAUAUCUUUUCGUCUGCAUUGCUAGAUGUUCAUCAUCAUCAUCAUCAUAUCUUCUCGCAUACUGUUUCCCUCGAAUACGCCGUUAAACAUUGUCACGGUAGAUGUUUGAAGCUUAAAAAGCUGUCCAUGUGCACUAUGAUGGCAUUGGGGGAAAAAAACAACCUUCCAAACGGACUAAAUCACUUCACAUACUUCACGGGAAAGUGUAGACUUAGCUAGAUACUAUACUAUUUAGUCUUGUGUACUUUAUUUAAUGUCAAAUAUUACUUUGCACACGAGUGCGCCACUAAAUCUGCUUGAUUUAACUUUCACGUGUGCUUUUUGCAUGACCUUUCCCCAUACACAAAUGAAGUCACGACAAGACUUUGAUCCACCCAGACUUGUUCUAGUUGAUAUUCAAUAAAGUUCCCAAUAAUGACAACAA
Messenger RNA from Syngnathus typhle (broad-nosed pipefish), 2943 nucleotides. It is a transcript of the gene lg20h6orf136, whose product is annotated as linkage group 20 C6orf136 homolog. The coding region runs from base 995 to 2278 and encodes 427 amino acids. Lineage: Eukaryota; Metazoa; Chordata; Actinopteri; Syngnathiformes; Syngnathidae. The record is from RefSeq and is a predicted model, not a curated record. The transcript has 7 exons.